Molecule: messenger RNA, 5972 nt
Organism: Trichomycterus rosablanca
Lineage: Eukaryota; Metazoa; Chordata; Actinopteri; Siluriformes; Trichomycteridae
Gene: iqgap3
Product: IQ motif containing GTPase activating protein 3
Exons: 39
Coding region: 134-5074 (1646 amino acids)
Biological process (GO): regulation of GTPase activity; mitotic actomyosin contractile ring assembly actin filament organization
Cellular component (GO): cell cortex
Molecular function (GO): calmodulin binding; actin filament binding; GTPase activator activity
Source: RefSeq, a predicted model, not a curated record
UAUUCAAACCGCCAGUCAGCUCGAGCUCGAGAUUCAAACAGCGAACAGUCAGUCAGUCAGAAGCAGGUUUGUAGGAACUGUAACUCGGGAGCUACUUUCAGUCAGAAAGCGAAUAAUCACUAACACUACAGAAAUGGGAGAAUCUGGAGGACAAACCCGCUCAGGCUAUGAGCGCUUGACCGCUGAAGAAAUGGAUGAGCAGCGCAUUCAGAAUGUGGCGUACCAGUACCUGUGCCGCCUGGAAGAAGCAAAGAGGUGGAUGGAAGCGUGCCUGAACGAGGAGCUCCCUCCCCCCACCGAGUUAGAGGAGGCGCUGAGGAACGGGGUUCUCCUGGCUAAGCUGGGCCACUGCUUUGCUCCGAAAACGGUUCCUCUGAGAAAGAUUUACGACCCUGACCAGGAACGCUACAAGGCGGUUGGCUUGCAGUUCCGUCACACUGAUAACAUCAACCACUGGAGAAAUGCGCUGGAGGAGAUCGGCCUGCCAGCGAUUUUCUAUCCUGAGACUACAGACAUCUAUGAUAAGAAGAACAUGCCUCGAACCGUCUACUGUAUCCACGCUCUCAGCCUGUACCUCUUUCGUCGGGGUCUGGCCCCUCAGAUUCAUGACCUGUGCGGCAAAGUGAAGUUCACAGAGGAGGAGAUCAACAACAUGAAACUGGAACUGGAUAAAUAUGGGAUACAGAUGCCGGCUUUUAGCAAGAUCGGUGGAAUCCUGGCCAAUGAGCUGUCAGUGGACGAGGCUGCUGUGCAUGCAGCUGUAAUAGCCAUCAACGAGGCAGUGGAGCGGGGCUACGUGGAGGACACGGCCAGGGCCCUGCGCAAUCCCAACGCCAUGCUCGUUAACCCGCAGGAGCCGCUGAUGGCCAUCUACCAGGAGAUGCUGCGCCAGGCCCGUGCCCACAAAGCAGCCAGAGCGUCCGUCAAGGUGAGCGGCACGGCGGAGAAGGACAUUUACGAGGAGUAUCUGACACAGAGUGAGAUCCAGGACAACGUCACUAAAGUUAACGUGCGAGCGGCCGUAGAGCGCGCGGACGAAGCUUUGGAGUGCGGCGACGCCCCGGCUCUGCUCUCGGCCCUGCAGGAGCCGAGUCUGUGCCUCCGAGGGCUGCUCGGGGAUAAUGCCGACUGGUACCUGGAACAACUCGCAUCAGACAGAGAACAGAAAGCCCUGGAUCUGGGUUGCGUCGACCCUCUGGAGAGAGACGAGAUGCAGGAAGGCGUCGCCGUGGCCAACGACGAGGCUCAACGCUCCAGAACAAUGCUGCAGGCCGUGUCCGAGAUCAACGAGGCUCUGCGGCGGGGCGAGGCGCGACAGACCGCCCGCGCCCUGAUGGACCCGGGCUCCCACCUGCCCGACGUUUACCCGUUCGCCGCCGAGCUCUACCAGAACGAGCUCGCGUGUCUGCAGAAGCAGUGCCCUCAGGGAGAGCUGCAGCAGGAGGAGCUGUUCGUGGCGGUAGAAAUGCUCUCGGCGGUGGCUCUGAUAAACCAGGCGCUGGAGGCCGAAGACGUCGGGUCGUUCUGCGCCGCGCUGGUCAGCCCCGCUGCUGGCCUCGCAGAUAUUGAUGACGGCUUGAUUCAAAGGUACUUCGAGGAGCUCUCUGACCUGAAGAGGAAAGCCGGCCGAGCUCUCCUGACAUGGAACGAUCUGCAGAGUGGCGUGAACGGCGUCAACCUGGCCGCUCAAGAGGAGCACGACCAGAUUCUAACUAUAGGGCUGAUCAACCAGGCACUCGGUCGCACUGACCCUCAGAAAACCCUGGCUGCGCUGAUGCUGCCCUCUAGUGGUGUGAAGGAUGUAGUGCCACAGAAUGCCAAACGCUACCACGAUGUGCUGACCCGGAUCAAGAAGCACAAAGCAGAGCGGAAUCGGGACCCCGGAGCAGAGCUGUGGAUAGCCGACAUUCAGGAUGGCGUGAGACUGGCCAAUCAGGACACUCAGAAAGCUCUAAAAAUGUCUCUCGGUCUGGCUGCUGUCAAUCAGGCAGUGAAGGAAGGUAAAGCCUCUCAGACCGCGCGAGUGCUGCGUUUACCCGAGGUGGCGCUGCGGAGCGUGGUGGCGGACUGCGCGGCGGCGUACCAAACCGAGCUGUCCGCUCUGCAGCGAGCCAAAGUCUUGGGAGGCGACAACAGAAGCCCGUGGAUUAAGACUAAGACUCCAGACGGCAGCUCUUACUACUUUCACGUGCAGAAGCUGGAGGGCACCUGGGACAGACCUCAGGGGUUCGUCCAGAACAGCCUGUUCCUCAACCACGAGGACAUCCAGGCGGUGUGCAGCGGCGUGACCGCGGCGCACAGCAGGGAGGUCCAGUGGCGGGCCAGCGAGCCGUUCGUGGCGGCGCUGCAGGCUCGCGCGCGCGGGUUUCUCAUCCGGCAGAGGCUUUCCGAGCGCCUGCACUUCCUUCACUCUCAGCUACCUGCUGUCGUAACCAUCCAGUCUCACUGGCGGCGGUUUCUCCAGCAGACGGCUUAUAAAAGGAGACUGGAGCAUCUUCACCGGAACUGGCGAGCCGUAGUCAAGAUCCAGGCUAUGGUUAAGAUGUGGCUGGCUCGCAGCAGGUACCUGGCCCGCCUGCGCUACUUCAGACGACACGUUGGCGCUAUUAUAAAGAUCCAGGCUUUCUUCCGAGCCAAUAAAGCCCGUGAAGAGUACAAGAUGCUGGUGCACUCCAGUACCCCCCCGCUGUCUGUAGUGCGGAAGUUCGCCCACCUUCUGGAGCUGGGCGACGACGACAUCCGCCAGGAGGGCGAGCUGCUGCGCCUGCGAGAGGAGGUGGUGCGCACCAUCCGCUCCAACAGGCAGCUGGAGUCCGACCUGGACCUCAUGGACCUGAAGAUCGGCCUGCUGGUCCGCAACCGCGUCACGCUCCAGGAGGUCGUGUCACACCACAAGAAGCUCACCAAGAAGAACAAGGAGGAGCUGUCGGACAUGAUGGCCCUGGAUAAACACAAAGGUCUCAAGUCUCUGAGUAAAGAGAAGCGAGAGAAGCUGGAGGCUUAUCAGCAUCUUUUCUAUCUGCUGCAGACCCAGCCCUCCUACCUGGCCCAGCUCCUGUUCCUAAUGCCACAAAACAAGAGCACACGCUUCAUGGAGACGGUCAUCUUCACCCUCUUCAACUACGGCUCUGACUGUAGAGAGGCCUACCUACUGCUGCAGCUCUUCACCGCAGCCCUGCGCCACGAGAUCAAACUGAAGGUGGACCAGCCUCAGGAGGUCGUGACGGGGAACCCCACGGUCAUAAAAAUGCUGGUGAGCUUCUACCGGCACGCUCGUGGUCAGAACGCGCUCAGGGAGAUCCUGGAGCCGGCGGUGCGCGAGGUCCUGCAGGACCGCACGCUCAGCAUUCGCACCGACCCUGUGGAGAUCUACAAGAGCUGGAUCAACCAGACCGAGAGCCAGACCGGCCACAAGAGCUCCCUGCCGUAUGAGGUGAGUGCGGAGCAGGCGCUCGGUCACCCAGAGGUGCAGCGACGCUUGAACAUCGCCAUCACCAACCUGAAGAAUCUGACCGACCGCGUCCUUCACUGCAUCACCGGCAACCUGCACAAACUGCCGUACGGUUUUCGCUACACCGCUAAGGUUCUGCGAGACUCUCUGCACGAGAAGUUUCCCCAGGCCGGCGAGGACGAGCUGUACAAGAUCGUAGGUAACCUGGUGUACUACCGCUACAUGAACCCCGCCGUGGUGGCUCCUGAUGGAUUCGACGUGGUGGAAUUCGGGGUGGGUUCGGCCCUGCUCCCCGACCAGCGGAGAACCCUGGGAUCGAUCGCCCGGAUCCUCCAGCACAGCGCGGCGCACAAACACUUCCACGGAGACUCGGUUCACCUGCGAGCUCUGAACGACUACAUUACACUCAUGCACAGCAAGUUCAGGAAGUUUUUGAAAGCGGUGUGUGACGUUCCCGAGCCAGGCGAGCGCUUCAACAUCGACGAGUACUCCGAGAUGGUCAUUCUCAACAAACCGGUCAUCUACAUCUCCAUCGGCGAGCUCAUCAACACCCACAAGCUGCUGCUGGAGCACCAGGAUGCUCUGUGUCCUGAUCCGAAUGACUCUCUGCUCUUUCUGCUGAGGGACCUCGGCAAGGUGCCCACCGUCCAGUCGCUUGUCGGAGAGGGCGUCAUCAACUCGGCCGACCCCAACCUCGAGCAGGUUUUGGCUCCCUAUAACAAAAUGGAGGUGUCCCUCACCCUCACCAGCAAGUUUGACGUCUUCAAGAGCUCGGAGGACAAACCUGACGUCAGAGGUAUUCUACUCAGCACCAAGCAGCUGAUCAUCGAUGUGAUCCGAGCUCAGCCCGGAGACACCCUGAGCGACGUUCUCAGAUCCUCGGUCUCUCGGGAUCAGGAAGCGCAGCACGGCUGGAUGAUGCACCGCAGGGCGCAGAGAGACGCCCGCACUCCGGAGAAGAUGAAGAGGAACAAGUCUCUGAUCGCCGACAGCAACCUGACGCUGGAGGAGAAGAAGAGGAAGAUCCAGCGCAGCCUGAGGAGACUGGAGGCUCUGGGAGUGCUCACCCCACCCGACUCGGAGACGCAGAUCCUCCAGCUUAUCGCCAAGGACAUCCGUCACCAGCGCCUGUACCGGCAGAGACGGCAGGCCGAGCUGGUGAAGCUGAGAGACACCCUGCACAGCCUGCACUGCAAGAGCUCCUUCCACUCGGAGCAGAUCGACUACUACAGUCAGUACAUCUCCACCUGCCUGCACAACCUCACCGCCAGCCAGAUGAACAGAAAGAAGACGGGAGACGCUAAAGGGAAAAAGAGCAAGCAGAGCGCGCUGACCUACACCGCCGCCCGACUCCACGAGAAGGGCGUCCUGCUGGAGAUAGAAGACCUGCCCAUCACACAGUUUAAAAACGUCAUCUUCGACAUCGUACCCAGCGAAGAGGACGGCACGUUCCUGGUUAAGGCUCGAUUUUUGGGAGUGGACAUGGAACGAUUCCCGUUGAAAUAUCAGGACUUGCUGCAGCUCCAGUACGAGGGCGUCGCCGUGAUGAAGAUGUUCGAUAAGGCCAAAGUCAACGUCAAUCUUCUCAUCUUCCUCCUCAACAAGAAAUUCUUCAAAAAGUGAAGCGGGCCGGUCGGCAGGUCGUCCUACAUUAUAACAAAAUACACUAAACACUCCGCGUCAGGUUUAUAGCUCAGUUUUUUAUAUAAGCACUAUAAAAACAUUUAAAUAACUAUAUGAUUUAUAUUUUGUUUAUCAUAAUUUCCAUGCCAAUUUUAAGGGUUUAUUGUAAGAACACAGCGGACCUACAUUUAAUCGCUUGUGUCCGCUCGUCUAUAUUCCAGAGGGAUCUAAUUAUGAGACGUAUACGUUCUGCCGAGCUGCUUAACGUAUACGUUCUAAAAUGCCGUGAUUCGCUUUCCUUACUACAUUAUUAUAUGCUGACAUAUUACUGUACGACACUAUGUUUACUCAUCAGCACAAUGCUUUAUUAAGUGGACAAUCUGCUAUAGUUUAAUCUCACUAAUCCUCUUUGUGUCUUACGUACGUAAUACAUCCAUAUUUUAAUAGCACUAUAGAUUCGCUUGGUUGUUACUGCAUUAUUAAUGGGUCGCACUUAAAUCGAGCUCUCCAGCACUAUUGGUUUUUCCUACUACUUAGCAUGGCUGGAUUAAACCGCACACUCGCAUACAGCAGUCCAGUCAGCGAUUAGCUGCGUACCGCCCCCGUCUUCCUGUCUGCUUGGAAGUUGGUGUACGACGGACAGCUCGGGUACCCGGUCAGCACCAGGAACUCGACUGCUAACCAGCAGGGUUUGAGUUCUAAGACUAGUCGUACCGCUGGACGUCUGAGUCUCAGUGUUUGUUCCUCCUGUAUAUAUUUUCUUUCCUCUUUUCCUUUCGUCUGAUGUAAACGUGUUGCUAAUUGUAUGAUAUCCAACUUGACGUUACUGUAAAAUGUCUCGAAGCUUUUAUCAGUCUUUAUGACUAAACUAUUUCAUAAUAAAGCAGCUUUUCUCUUA